Naegleria gruberi is the source of this 692-nucleotide messenger RNA. RefSeq lists its product as uncharacterized. Gene Ontology annotation, molecular function: translation initiation factor activity. Gene Ontology annotation, biological process: translational initiation; formation of translation preinitiation complex. The transcript has a single exon. Bases 226 to 621 code for a protein of 131 amino acids. The record is from RefSeq and is a predicted model, not a curated record. NCBI's taxonomy places the organism in Eukaryota, Heterolobosea, Eutetramitea, Acrasida, Naegleriidae.
CCUCCCAUAUUUGGUGGAUCUUUUGGAAAGGAUAAAUUAUUCACAGAGAAGGAAGUUCGUGAAUGUCUCAUCAAGUAUUCGCAAGAUGCUAAAUUAUUCAAUAAUGGAAAGGUCAAAAUUAACGAGUUAAUCUAUACCAAAGUUUUCAAAUCAGGAAAAUCUCAACCUGUAAAACUUGAUACAGUUGUGCCAGUUCAAAAUAUCAUUGAUUGCCUUCUCAAUGAAAUGGUCGAUCACUAUGCAGUUGUCUAUGAUGGAAAUGAAAAUGAAAUCUCCAUCUACAAAGGAGCUUGUCCAGGAAUCUCUGUUGAAGCAGAAGCCAUCAUGGGAAAUAAGGUCAUUACAAAGGUCAAUGGUGUCAAGCUGCUGAUCAAUAAUUCUGAUUUGAAUUGUGUUGCUUUUGAAGAUCUUGUCAAGAAAUUGAAAAACAAAUGUAGUGCCUCAAUCAAGACAAACACUUCAAAUAUGCCAUCUGUUGGAGGAGGUAUCCCAGAAGCAGAUAUUACAAUCCAGGGAAAUCACAUUGCCAUGAUUGAACAAAUUCUGACACAGGAUUAUGGUUUCCCAGUUAGAUUCAUUCUAGUUAAUGAUAAGACCAAUAAGAAGAAGAAAAAGAAGUAAAUUAUUCUUUUGCUCUCCUUAUUUUCAAACUUGAAACUACGCCCAAAAUUUUAUUAAAUCAGAAAAAAAUG